AUGAGAAUAGCCUCGGCAAGAUUUGUUAGAACUGGUUUGCGUUCCUUUAAACCUAGAACUUUUGCAUCAGGUAGAUUACCUUACACUUACGUAGCCACAAGAGCAUUUCAUUCAUCGAGAAUAAGAGCUAUUGAUUUUGAUCCUUACAAGACGUUGGGAGUAGACAAAUCCGCUGAUGAUAAACAAAUCAAGAAAGCAUACUACGACUUGGUCAAAAAAUACCAUCCUGAUGUGAACAAAGAAAAGGAUGCAGAAAAGAGAUUCCAUAAAAUCCAAGAAAGUUAUGAAUUAUUGCGAGACAAAGAGAAGAGAGCACAAUAUGACCAGUUUGGAGCUUCUGCCUUUGAUGCAAAUGGAAAUGCUAAUCCAUUUGCAGGACAACGAGGGAAUCCGUUUGGUGGAUUUGGAGGAGCAUCAGCAGGAGGCAAUCCAUUUUCAAGCAUGGGAUUUGAUUUUGAAGAUUUGUUUAGAGAAGCAUUUGCAGGUGGAAGGGGUGCAGGAGGUGGCGGCAGAGGUGGUAGGUCGUUUGUAACCGAACAUGUUGGUGACAAUAUUGAAGUUUUGAAAACCAUUCCCUUUAAAGAUUCUAUAUUUGGUACUUCUGUGACAAUAAAUUACAAAGCAGUUGAUUCAUGCACAACAUGUAGUGGAAGUGGAUUGAAAUCAGGAGCCAAAAAGAACACUUGUCCAACAUGUCAUGGUGCUGGUCAGACUACUCAUGUCAUGGGCGGAUUCCAUAUGUCUUCCACAUGUCCAACAUGUCAAGGUGCUGGUGUUACUAUAUCGAAAAGUGAUGAGUGUGGAACAUGUCAUGGUCAUGGUGUUAAAGAAAUUCCUAAAUCUAAAACUGUUGAAAUCCCUGCUGGUGUUAGUGAUGGUACUAGAAUUAGAAUCCCUGGUGCUGGUGAUGCCCCAAUGGUAACCAAAGACCCUUAUAACCAAUUGGUGAAUGGUGAUUUGAUCAUCAGAAUUAAUGUUCAAAAGGACCCUAUUUUUAGUCGUAACAAAAAUGAUUUAGUGAUCAAUGAAGAAAUAUUGAUGACCACUGCUGCAUUAGGAGGAGAAAUCGUUGUACCAACUUUGGAUGGACAAAAGAUAAAAUUAAAAGUGAGACCUGGUGUUCAAAAUGGAAGAAAAUUAACCAUACCUGAAAAGGGGGUACCAAUAAAUAGAAACUUGAAUAACCGUGGUAACUUGGAAGUUAUUUUAAAUGUCAAGACUGUUGUCCCAGAAACUCCAACACAAAAGGCCUUAUUAGAGGCCUUGGCUGAUACAUUCAAUGACAAGAAUGCCAAAAGAACAGACGCCGAUUGGAGUUUGGAUAUCGAAGAUGACAAAAAUGGCAAGAUAAACGAGACAUUUGACGAAAGUGAUUUGCAUCCUUCCAAGUUGAAAAGAAUAGGGAAAGUAUUAGGCAAGUUUUUCAAUUUUGAACAGAAUGACAAAGAUACAAAGAAUAACAAAUAA
Molecule: messenger RNA, 1467 nt
Organism: Candida dubliniensis CD36
Lineage: Eukaryota; Fungi; Ascomycota; Pichiomycetes; Serinales; Debaryomycetaceae
Gene: MDJ1
Product: Mdj1p
Exons: 1
Coding region: 1-1467 (488 amino acids)
Biological process (GO): protein refolding; response to heat
Cellular component (GO): cytoplasm
Molecular function (GO): heat shock protein binding; ATP binding
Source: RefSeq, a predicted model, not a curated record